CCUAAUCUUCUCCUCUUGCUUUCCUUUUGAAGACCUGCCUCUGUCCAUGAGCUAUUCUUUGAUCUCUCUGGCUGCCCAUGUUCUCCACCUGCAACCAUUUGCAUUUACUGUUUCUUUCCAAUUUUUAAACUGUACAAGUUGUGUUUCUUAAUCUUCCCUUUGCCUUGUUCUGGGGAGGUAAUUUUUUUAUCGUUUGGAAUUUGGAAUCACCUUUCCCCCUCCCAUAUGCUAUCCUACAUUUGAGAUCUUUUGACCUUUGGUUUUAUUUGGGAGGGGGAAGGGUGAUCAUUUAAAUUUUGUUUCCCUGGUUGCCUCCUGUACUCUUCUCUGCUGUUUCCCUCUCCCAUUUUCUUGCCUGUUCUGCCGCUGUGUGGGCCUGGGCUAUGCGGCAGGGCACAUCUCCCAUCAGAGCUCCAACAUGCCCGCAGAGUCUGGAAAGAGAUUCAAACCCAGCAAGUAUGUCCCGGUCUCAGCAGCCGCCAUCUUCCUAGUGGGAGCUACAACACUCUUCUUUGCCUUUACGUGCCCAGGACUCAGCCUGUAUGUGUCGCCCGCAGUGCCCAUCUACAAUGCGAUUGUUUUUCUCUUUGUGCUGGCCAACUUCAGCAUGGCCACCUUCAUGGACCCAGGCAUUUUCCCUCGAGCUGAGGAGGAUGAAGACAAGGAAGAUGACUUCCGAGCUCCCCUUUACAAAACCGUGGAGAUCAAGGGCAUCCAGGUGCGCAUGAAAUGGUGUGCCACUUGCCGCUUCUACCGUCCUCCUCGAUGUUCCCACUGCAGUGUCUGUGACAACUGUGUGGAGGAAUUUGAUCAUCACUGCCCCUGGGUGAACAACUGUAUUGGUCGCCGGAACUACCGUUAUUUCUUCCUCUUUCUCCUUUCCCUGACAGCCCACAUUAUGGGUGUGUUUGGCUUUGGCCUCCUUUAUGUCCUCUAUCACAUGGAGAAUCUCUCAGGGGUCUGCACGGCUGUCACAAUGGCAGUGAUGUGUGUGGCUGGCUUAUUCUUCAUCCCUGUAGCUGGCCUCACAGGAUUUCACGUGGUGCUGGUGGCUAGGGGCCGCACAACCAACGAACAGGUUACGGGUAAAUUCCGGGGAGGUGUGAACCCCUUCACCAAUGGCUGCUGUAAUAAUGUUAGCCGUGUACUCUGUAGCUCCCCAGCACCCAGGUAUUUGGGGAGACCAAAGAGAGAGAAGACAAUUGUAAUCCGACCUCCCUUCCUUCGACCAGAAGUGUCAGAUGGGCAGAUAACUGUGAAGAUCAUGGAUAAUGGCAUCCAGGGAGAACUGAGGAGAACUAAGUCCAAGGGAAGCUUGGAGAUAACCGAGAGCCAGUCCGCCGACGCGGAACCUCCACCACCUCCCAAGCCAGACUUGAGCCGCUACACGGGGCUACGAACACACCUCAGCCUGGCUGCUACCGAAGAUAGCAGCCUUUUGGGCAAGGACAGCCCCCCUACGCCAACUAUGUACAAGUAUCGGCCGGGCUACAGUAGCAGCAGUGCAUCAGCCGCCAUGCCUCAUUCUUCCAGCGCCAAGUUGAGUCGCGGGGACAGCUUGAAGGAGCCAGCCUCAAUUGCAGAGAGCAGCCGCCAUCCCAGCUACCGUUCAGAGCCCAGCUUGGAGCCAGAGAGCUUCCGCUCUCCCACCUUUGGCAAAAGCUUUCACUUUGAUCCACUAUCGAGUGGCUCCCGCUCCUCCAGUCUCAAGUCAGCCCAAGGCACAGGGUUUGAGCUGGGCCAGUUGCAGUCCAUUCGUUCAGAGGGUACAACCUCCACCUCCUAUAAAAGCCUGGCCAACCAGACACGCAAUGGAAGCCUAUCUUAUGACAGCCUGCUCACUCCUUCAGACAGCCCUGAUUUCGAGUCUGUGCAGGCAGGGCCUGAGCCAGAGGCGCCUCUAGGCUACACCUCUCCCUUUCUGUCAGCCCGGCUGGCUCAGCAACGGGAAGCCGAGAGGCACCCACGUUUGGUGCCAACAGGCCCAUCACACCGAGAGCCCUCACCAGUCCGGUACGACAAUCUGUCGCGCCAUAUUGUGGCUUCCCUCCAGGAACGUGAGAAGCUGCUGCGCCAGUCACCCCCACUCCCAGGCCACGAGGAAGAACCAGGCUUGGGGGACUCGGGCAUUCAGUCAACACCAGGCUCAGGCCAUGCCCCUCGUACUAGCUCCUCCUCGGAUGAUUCAAAGCGAUCACCCUUGGGCAAGACUCCACUGGGACGCCCAGUUGCCCCACGUUUUGGCAAGCCAGAUGGGCUAAGGGGCCGGGGACUAGGGUCCCCUGAACCAGGCUCACCUGCCCCAUACCUGGGCCGAUCUAUGUCUUACAGCAGCCAAAAAGCCCCACAUGGUGUCUCUGAGACGGAAGAAGUGGCCUUGCAGCCAUUACUGACACCCAAAGAUGAAGUACAGCUCAAGACUGUCUACAGCAAAUCCAAUGGGCAGCCCAAGAGUAUAGGUUCAGCUUCUCCUGGCCCGGGCCAGCCGCCUCUCAGUAGUCCCACAAGAGGAGGAGUCAAGAAAGUAUCAGGAGUGGGCGGUACCACCUAUGAGAUUUCCGUGUGAGCCUUUGGCGCCCUUCCCCCAUGCCUCUGUGCUUACACCAAAGGGCCCCAGGUGGUCAUCUUCCUUCCCUCAACGGGCUCCCCUCCCCUGCAUGGACAUUUCUAAACUGCCGAUUCCAGGAGGAUGAGGAACUUUCAGAAAAUGCAGUGGGGCUGGGGAGUUGGAGAAUUGAAGCCCUGGGACUGGGGUAGCAGUCUCCUUCCACCUUUAAGACCGCCUUUAACCCCUGGACCAGACUCAGUGGACAUCUGUGCAAUUGCUCGCCCUGGAGGGAACCAGAUCAUUUUUAAAUCAGAAAUAAUUUUUUUUAUUAUUGUUACGGAUUCUAUUUUUUUCCUCUUCUGCGUUACCAGGUGUGUGUGUACAUACAUACAUACAUAUAUAUAUAUGUAUAUGUAUAUAUAUAUAUUAUAAAUAUCAAAGAAAUUAUAUAUCUAUCCUGGGAUGGGAAAAUGAGGGAGGGAUAUGCAUAAAGAGGGGAUCCCACUCUUCCAUUCCUCAGACCAGCAGGAAAAGAGGGGAGACUUUAAAAUCUUCCUUAUUCCCCAGGGUUCCCUCUCUCCUGUCCCAGUUACUAAGGAAAUAGCACCCUCUGUUGUUGGUGCUAAGUGAUCAGGAACGAAGCCCAGGAGAGGUGAGCCUGGGAACUCUGUCACAGGACAGGACUUGGAGGGUUAGUUUUCUAGGCUUAUUGGCACUUAAUUUCUCCAGGAAAGGGGUAAUACCCCAUGACACCAGUGGUAGUUGGGGGAAGGAUCAGGAGGAGUGGCCUAGCUCAAGAAUCAAUAUUGAAUCAUUCCCUCUCCUUGGAGGAGAGGAAUUAGGGUGGGCUCCAGUUAGCCCCUCAAAACUUCCCCCUAACUCACACAGGUAAUGUUAUUUUAAAAUCCAAGGCCGGGAGAAAAGAAUCCAAAAAAGCAAUAUUUUUCAUCACAUGCCAAAAACUGGGGAUAGAGAGGAGGAGUGGCAGGCCUGGGCCCCUCCGAUUGUCUCUUGGGGGUUACCCCUCAGCCCACCUCAGUAUGGUGCUGGGUAGAGGGGAUACCUGGGUUCUAACCUCUAAAUAGGGGAGACCCCAGCCUCUAGACAGAGGCCCUUUUAUUUUUUAUUCUGAUUAGCCAUUUUAAACCAACAAGGAAUAAAAAGAAAUCCUGAUCUAACCAGC
Molecule: messenger RNA, 3731 nt
Organism: Orycteropus afer afer
Lineage: Eukaryota; Metazoa; Chordata; Mammalia; Tubulidentata; Orycteropodidae
Gene: ZDHHC5
Product: zinc finger DHHC-type palmitoyltransferase 5
Biological process (GO): protein palmitoylation
Molecular function (GO): palmitoyltransferase activity
Source: RefSeq, a predicted model, not a curated record